CACACCCUGAAAUAAGAACAAUGACAAAACCACAAUGACAUAUUAACAAUUUGAACAUAAGCAGUCUGCUACAAUUGCAGUAUAUCACAGAUUAUUGCUUUUAAACACAGCCAGGUUGUACAAUUAGUACUGUUUUAAGAUUAAAUAAUCUACUUCUGCUUGUAAACAUCAGAGAUUAAAAUAAUAAUACUCAGAUACGACAUUAACUCCAGAAGCUGAUACCAGAUAACGACGAUGAGCACACCUGGCAGUAUGACAUUUAUAAUGUUCCUCACUAGCACUGCCAUAGACUUUCCCAAGGGGUUUUAAUUGAGGAUUUUACUUGUAUUAGCUGUCACUUAGGAAACAAAACUGAAAAACAUACUGCCCUAGUAGAGCCAAGUGAAUAGCCUCCCUCCUGUGCAGUGCAGGGCCCUAACAUUUGUAGUUGUUGUUUUUUUAAUGGAGAAACAAGUUAAACAAAGCCUUUAUACAGGGCUUUGUGAAAUAGUCUGAGAUGAAUUAUGCACUGGGCUUUGAUAUAAUCCCACAGGGCCUUUUCUCUUUUCAUUAGAGCUCUAUUUUUUCCAAACAUGUAUUCUUUUAUUAGCGAGAAUGACUCCACAAAUUCCUUUAAUUCAGAUCAGUACAAGAUUAAAAAACUCACUGUAUGUGAUUUAUCUGAGGCCGUUUGUUGACUUGGUUUACCUCAUGUGCUGAUUUGGCACUUUGAUCUCUUUCACAUGUAACAUGUCUAUGUCCAUCACCAAACUGAUGGGACUGGACAGGAAAAGUUUUCACAAAUGCAAUCUGACAUUAACGAAUGAAUAUAUUGUAAGUGCAAGCACAAUCCAUUUUUUUCAGUCAGAAAGUCAUUGUCAGGCGCAAACACAGACAUUCACAAACACACGUGUAAAACGGCCCCUUUUCCUAAAUGAUGAUAAAUAACAAAUUCAUAAUUAAUUAAAUGACGUUGUAGGCUACUUCAUUGCCUAGAUCUAUAUCUCUGUCUCUGAUAACAGGAGAGGCAUUUAGUUUAAACUCUGCCGCCUCUACUGUAGCUCGGCUGCAUUUAUUAGAGCACCGCACAUAAUACAGUUUACACUUGCAGCGCGCCAUGAUCUCGCCAUUUCGUUGGAUAAACGGGUUAUAACAACGGCGAGACACGGAACUCAUCCAUAUUAGAAGAGUCUCUCAUGAUCUCAGAACCGCCAGGGACACUCCUCUUGUUCCCGGCUCCAACUGCUCCGCUCCUGUAUCCAGUCGAUGCACGGGGAGGACAUUCAUAGACCCAUCUUUAUCGGCAUCAGCAUCAGCAUCGCCCCGAAGACAAAGAGAACACUGCAAAUGAAGAUGCGCUCUAAUAGCAGUAGGAGCCAGUCUUAAAGUCACUAAUACUGUAGGCGUUCCCGCCUGGAGGCAGACAGGCACCGGUCCUUGGAGACUCUUCGGGGAUGCGCAAAGAUGUGAGAGUAAAGAGUGAGAGGCAUUGUGAUUGGCCAUACUCUUUCUAAAAGCACCAGAUACGGCGAGUCAUGUUUGUUCUAGACAGAGCACUAGGUGAGGUGGCAUCAAACUUGAAGGAUAUGUGUUUUCAGUCUACACAGUCGAUGCGUUCACAACAUCAGUCAUAAACUUACAUUAUUUCCCUAAAGACGUGGACGCGCUUUUUGUGGUGCUGAAACAGAAAGACUUGGCUGAUCAACUAGUGAAGAAAAGGAAGGCACUCUCACUUACCCACCUGAUUCUGGGCUUCAUGGUAUUUGGGAGACUCAUUAAGAACUUAUAACAUUAGUGUCUGACUGUACCACAUGAUGAAGUGGAAAAUGGUGGUGGACUCCCUGUGUGGACGGAGAAGGCGGCUGCCCUGUUUCCUUUGGUUCCUCUUGCUGUUCGCUGCUGGAGGUAUAGUUCUCCUCAUCAGCCAGCAGGAUCUGAUGGAGAUGGUCCAGCAUCAAGGUCCAGGUGUGAAGCUCAGGAGCAAUCUGCGGCAGUCCACAGAGGACAGAGAGAGAAACAAAGCUGACAACUUUGUGGAUCACCAAGCAGGAGAAGGCAUCUUGUCCAGCCCAAUACCGCCAAUGCAGUUCCCACAUUUUGAAAAGAGCAGACAGACAGAUACCCCUGAGUCUCGAGAGCAGGACAUAGGCUCCCUUCAUCUCUCAAAAAGACACCGCAAACUGUUGAAAACAAGUCACACCAAAAAUAAUGUUUCAUCCUCUUCUGCCUCCUCUACUUCAAGCUCUUUUACCCCUGACAGAUUGAAAAAAUUUUCUGACAUCCAGGCAGAACGGCGGAAACUGAUGAAGGAGAUGUGUGGUAAGUACGCAAGCAGUACUUACAAGACCAUCACACCUCAUUAUGUGAGAAACCUCUUUGUGGAGGAUAAGUACAAGUUGCUGUACUGCCAAGUACCCAAGGCAGGCUGUUCCAACUGGAAGAGGACCCUGAUGGUGCUGGCAGGACAGGCCCCAAAUACUCACAGCAUUAAUCAUGAGACAGUCCACUAUGGUCAACAUCUCAAGACACUUAACAGCUUUGAUCGACAGGAAAUCAUGCACCGUCUGGAAACCUACACUAAAGUCAUAUUUGUCCGAGAACCCUUGGAGAGACUGGUGUCAGCCUUCAGGGACAAGUUUGAAAAUCCAAACAGCUACUACCACUCGCUGUUUGGGAAACCCAUCAUCUCCAAGUACAGGGUGAAUCCAUCCAAGGCAGCCCUGAAUACAGGCAACGGGGUCAUAUUCAAGGAGUUUGUCCAGUACCUACUGGAUGUCCGCCGGCCCGUUGGGAUGGACAUCCACUGGGAGCAGGUGAAUCAGCUCUGCCACCCUUGUCUAAUACACUACGACUUCAUCGGCAAGUUUGAGAACAUGGAGGAAGAAUCAAACUUUCUCCUGCGAUGGAUUGGGGCACCAUCCAACCUCACGCUGCCUACUUUUAAAGACAGGAACCCAGCUGACAGGAGGACCUCUACGCAGGUCACACAGAAAUACUUUUCACUGGUUAGCAUGUUGCAGAAGCAGCGAGUCUAUGACUUCUACUACAUGGACUAUCUGAUGUUUAACUAUUCCAAGCCUUUUAAAGAUUUAUAUUGACUGAGUCUUCUCAAGACUCUUGAAUCACAGUCACAUUCCACUGCGUCUACAUCUCUACCAUGAUAGCAGUCUUAACAUAAAGAGGUUCACUCACAUGCUUACAUGGCUCUUUGAUUCUAAGCAGAGAAAUCAGAGACCAAACUUCCUCUGCAUGUAACAAAAGCAAUUUUUUCUUAAUACAUUUCUACUACUCUAGAUUAUCUUCAUUUUUCAGACAGCUAUGAGAUGAAAAGAUUCAUGUGGUGCCAUAUUAAAUGCAUUAAAUUGUCCUGAAAUGCAAAGCAUUUAUUCAGUGCUAGCACAUGGUGAGGUGUUUUUUUUUUUUUAAUUAUACAUAAAUGUUACGCUUCUAAAGAAAACUUUAUUAUUGUUCAACAGGCUUUAAAUUAUGCCUUACUGUGUGAGUCAAAUAACAUUUGCAAAUGUGUUUUAUGGUUUAAUUCAACAUAGGCAACAUGUAGGUGGGGUUUAAUGUAGAUUUUAAUCACAUCUCCAAGUUAACAGAUGGUUUCAGUAUACAGUACAACAUGUUACGUAUGUGAACUCCUAACAACUCCUUUCAACAUUGAGGAAUAUUUAAUCUUUGGUUGACCUCAGGUACAACUCAAUCACCGUCAACCACCCUGCCAUUUACUGCAAAAGAUUUUUCUUUUUAAAUGAACUCCUGUUUUAUUUAAAAUAUUUGCAUUUACUAUUUGACUUACGGCAAGUUAGGCACAAGUAUACCUCUAUCUAUUAAUGCAUACUAAUACAGAUAUUACAUAUAAAUGGUUUUACUAAACAGAAACCAUAACAAAACAAAACACUAUAAAUAAUAUAAAUCUUUAAAAAGUGUCCAGUGCUGCCCACUUGGAAGCUGUGUGCACUUAUCGUAGCAUUUUUGUACUUCUAAAUUUGUGGUUUAGGUUUGUGCUUUAGUCUAACACAUACAGUACAGGUCCACACAUUUAGCUCCCCCAUUACUCCAGGUAUUUACUUGGAUUGUUAAACACAGGACAUCCAGGUACUUGCAGGGUACAAAAUGAUGAUUUGGACAUUCUGACCAGGAUGAGGCAAAAAGAGCAUGCCCUGACUUCUUCAUCUGUCACACUUGACUCGCCCUGGACAGCUGUCACCUACAGAUCUCUCACUGUCAGCAACUCCAUAUCCUCUGUAUGUAUCACAACUCUUCUACGUACAGUACACCACCAUAUAGGCUUUUUUCUGACAAUACUGUGUAAUAUUGUAUAAUGGGCAUUCAGAUGACUAUAUAUUUUUAAAUGUAUUUCUGAAAUAUAUAUAUUCAGUGCUUCUUGGUGAAGGUUUGUUUCUUUCCUUUUUGAUGUCAUGUUCUUUCAGUAAUACCAGUGUAGAGUAGUGUGUAACUAAAGAGUUUCUUUCCAAAAACAAAGUAUCCACCAUAUGAAAACCACAAAUCUCAACAACUGAAUAAAUUUGCAAUACUAUUUAAAGUGUAAAAGAUUAGUAUGUUUGAUUGAUGAUUAUUUACCACUCAGUGCUAUGGAGACAGCAAAAGAUACUUUUUGAGAUAAAAAUGGAUAUAAAACAUUUUGGAAAUUAACUCUUCAAUUACUUUCUGUUUGGUCUCUCAUAGGCAUAACAGACCCUGUACAGAUAAGCUGCAUUCCACCAAGUUACCCAUCCUGACAUUUUCACCCAUAGCGUCUCUACUGUGUGCGCGCGUGUGUGUGUGUGUGUGUGUGUGUGUGUGUGUGUUACUGAAUAAGCUGUUCAGAUGUUUUACAGUCUUUUUCCCCCACAUAUUUUGGAUGUAUAUAUACACACACUGCUAGCAGCGCAUUUUGCAGGUACAGUAUUCUGGUUAUAAUGUUACUGGACUGCAAUAUUCCCAACACACCACUCAGCUGGCACUAAGAUCAUAAAACAAUUUUUCUGAAGCAAAAUGUUCUAUAGUGGAAACUGCAGAGACCAGCCAUUCUUAGGUCCUAAACAGUCCAACCUAAACACUAAAAAACUAUAAUGAGAUUAUACAGGGUAAAAAAGAAGAAAGAAAGAAACGCAAUCAUUAAUCAAAUUAUUUGUGCUCUUUACAUCAUGAUUACAUGGACGGGAGAAUCCAGUCAAGGUUCCUCCAAAUGAAAGUUGAGUUUAAAUAUUUUUGGUUCACUGUGAUGAAACAUGCAAGUGCAAUGAAGACCUGACUAAAUAUGAUGACUAUGACAUCAGUGCAAAGAAAUGUGUGGACUAAAUAUCUUGAAUAAACAACAUACAAAGUAAGAAAACAAGUCCGGCUGCAAUCAGAGUGGGUUACAUUUUAUAUUCUGCUGGACAACAACCUAUUGCUAUUCUUCUAUAAUGCUGCAGCCACUAUUCUGCUUUAUGCUUCACAGCUCCCUGAAAAUGUGUUUUAUGUAGCAAAAGCUUACUUAACAAAAGGUGUACUGUAUUUGUCUAUGAGUAAAGAGAAAUUAAUAUUAUUUAAAUCUAUACACAGUAUAAUUGACUUUUGAAUUAUGGUGGUAACUGUUUGAACUUUUGUCAGUAUAGCGUGUUGGGUUUUGCAUUUUCAGAUUCUAAUCUUUGUUAAGGUUGUGGUCAGAUUCGGUGUCAGUAUAACCAAUGUCUGGCAAAAACAGCUAUUGCAUUAUGAUGAGUAUUACUCUUGCAAAUAUUCUGGCAGUCCCUGCCCUGCAGCUAAUCAAGUUUUUAUUUGGUGUGUGGGUGUAUGGACAGAAAUAUCAAAAGCAUAAUUACAAUAGCAAGUGAAUGUAUAACUGUUUAUUGUUGGUGCAAAAGUGUAUAAAACAUGAUCUUAAGCCCUUUGCCUUAUUUUACACUGCCAAUCAAAUGGUGUAUUUCAGGAAGACGUUCUUCAGGUAGUUAUUACUUCUGGCUGAUGAGUGUCUACUAAUAAAUUGUCUUUAGCAUUUUCAGUGUGUGUUCAUUAUUUUUCCUUGCAGUUG
Monopterus albus (swamp eel) is the source of this 6001-nucleotide messenger RNA. RefSeq names its product carbohydrate (N-acetylgalactosamine 4-0) sulfotransferase 8 (gene chst8). The transcript is spliced from 4 exons. Gene Ontology annotation, biological process: carbohydrate biosynthetic process; proteoglycan biosynthetic process. Gene Ontology annotation, molecular function: sulfotransferase activity. The record is from RefSeq and is a predicted model, not a curated record. Lineage: Eukaryota; Metazoa; Chordata; Actinopteri; Synbranchiformes; Synbranchidae. Gene Ontology annotation, cellular component: membrane. The coding region runs from base 1791 to 3077 and encodes 428 amino acids.